GCCACUACACGUCACAUGACCAAAAUGGCGAGAAACGUGGAGAAACAACAAGGGAAGCUGAACAGACUGUGGCUGCAGAAAGAGAGAGAAGAGGGACGCCUCAAGGAUGUACAUGAGCGGAGACCCAAGCUGUCUACUCUUAAUUCAACCUCCGCUGUGAAAAAGUGGAUCCCCAGCAUCAAGAAAGAAAUAGAGUAUUAUUUGCAGCAAUCACAGCUGUCUCAUUACCCAGAGAGGAAGAUAGCCGAGUUCCAGCUGCACAUGGAGGCUUUGGAGAAAGAGUACAAAAGAUUCAUCACCAAACUACGAGUUCUUGACCCCGCCUGCAAACAUAAGCCGUGGACUCCUCGAGCAUACUGCAAAAGAAGAGCAGACACACAGGAGUCUCCAAGUAUCGAUAAACACCCUCGGCCCUGCGAGUCACAUGACAGUAGCAGUCAGUUGAGUGAAGGUGAGAGUGACUCGGCCAGCAGUUGGACAGGAUGUCACAAACCCUCAGCCCCGGAGAGAAAGUCACCUGUCAGUCAUUCGCAGAGCCGGUUUCAAACCCCUGUCCCCACCGACCCAAACUCAGAAACCUCAGACGCCGUCUGUGCAGACCAGGACCAGCCCCUCUCCUUUGACCACAUGAGGCUGGCGGUGGCCGCUGCUGCGUUCAGAGGACCGCCACUUCAGCAAAGCUCUUCUCAAACACAGAGCCUGGCCCGGGUUCUGCAGGCCGGCUUGCCAAACCUGAGUAACGCUUCAUUAUUUUCAACCCAGAGCAGAGACACACAGAAUGAUGACGGCGAAACGAUGAGAUCUGUCGUUGGGCAGAAAAGUCUCGUCAAAGAUUGUAAUUCGGACUGUCAAGCAGCAGAAAGGAUACCUGGGAAGUCACCCAACACCGGGACAACGGAGGAGAGGACCGGUCAUGUCCUGGGACUAGACUGUUACUCUUCCUCUGAUGAGGACACAUGAUGUUUUUGUAAUCGUGAAAUUAAUGAUCCAUAUCUUUCUACACUUUCUACACGACUGUCAGUCGCUUUGGAAGCGUCUGCUAAAUGACUGUAAUGUAAUGUAAUGUAGUAUAACAUGAGGACUGUGGAUCACAAUAUGUUGAUGGUAAAAAUGGAAUGCAGAAAAGCUGAAUAUUAAAGUCCUGCGUAA
Molecule: messenger RNA, 1149 nt
Organism: Anoplopoma fimbria (sablefish)
Lineage: Eukaryota; Metazoa; Chordata; Actinopteri; Perciformes; Anoplopomatidae
Exons: 5
Coding region: 16-960 (314 amino acids)
Biological process (GO): generation of catalytic spliceosome for second transesterification step
Source: RefSeq, a predicted model, not a curated record